Messenger RNA from Drosophila simulans, 1145 nucleotides. RefSeq names its product mitochondrial dicarboxylate carrier (gene Dic2). Gene Ontology annotation, molecular function: succinate transmembrane transporter activity; malate transmembrane transporter activity; oxaloacetate transmembrane transporter activity. Gene Ontology annotation, biological process: thiosulfate transport; succinate transmembrane transport; oxaloacetate transport. The coding region runs from base 140 to 1054 and encodes 304 amino acids. The record is from RefSeq and is a predicted model, not a curated record. The transcript is spliced from 2 exons. NCBI's taxonomy places the organism in Eukaryota, Metazoa, Arthropoda, Insecta, Diptera, Drosophilidae.
UGCUUUUAAACUCGUCAGUCGUUAGAUCAAUCUCACACUUUCAAAUACAUAUACAUUAUACUCACAUUAAACGAACAACACACAACUAGAUUCGGAGUAAUAAAUUAAGGGUAAGAAGUUAGCAAUUAGAUAACACAAGAUGUCGAUCAGAAGGGGUGGAUUGAUGUCCUACAACCAGCGGCGUAUUGCCCGCUGGUACUUUGGAGGCCUGGCGAGCUCCAUGGCUGCCAUGGUGACUCAUCCGAUCGAUUUGAUCAAGGUGCUCAUUCAGACUCAGGCGGAGAAGCUAUCGGUGUUCCAGACCACCCGCAAGAUUGUCAAGGAACAGGGACCUAUGGCCAUGUACAAUGGCAUCUCGGCCUCAAUGCUGCGCCAAUACACGUACACGUUGGCCCGUUUUGGCAUUUAUUCGGUGGGCUCUGGAGCUAUGGACACCAGCACCAUGACCGGCAAAACAUGUCUAGCAGCGAUUGCCGGAGGAAUUGGCGGGUUUGUGGGCGCACCUGCAGAUCUGAUCAACGUCCGCCUGCAGAACGAUGUCAAGUUGCCACCAGAGAAGAGGCGCAACUACAAGCACGCCAUUGAUGGACUGGUGCGAAUCACCCGCGACGAGGGAUGGAAAAAUCUCUUCAAUGGCGCCUCGAUGAUCGCGCUCCGUGGAGCUUUUAUGACCGUAGGUCAGAUCGCGUUCUACGAGCAGAGCAAGUUCCAAAUGAUAAAAUUGGGAAUGCCGGAGAAUAUGGGCACCUACAUCUUGGCAUCGAUGAUCUCCUCCGUGGUGGCCACCACCUUGACGCAGCCCAUCGAUGUGGUGAAGACACGUCGCAUGAAUGCAGCACCUGGCGAGUAUUCUGGAUUGGGGGAUGUGUUUGUAAAGACUUCGAAGGAGGGACCUCUGGCUUUCUUCAAGGGAUACGUUCCCUCUUUGAGUCGAUUAUUGCCGCACACGGUAUUAUUAUUCUUGGGCCUCGAGUACCUGAGGACUCACUUUGGAUAUCUCCCAGAGCCGAAACAAACAGGUGCAUUUUAUCGAUAUGAUGAUGUCGAUGACUGAGCUAUUUGCGUUAUUUUCAAAAUUUCUAGCUUUGCAUUACAUGACCAUUCAUUACAUCGCAUGUCAGAAAAUAAAAUAUACAUAUAUUAAG